Molecule: messenger RNA, 2526 nt
Organism: Cydia splendana
Lineage: Eukaryota; Metazoa; Arthropoda; Insecta; Lepidoptera; Tortricidae
Exons: 8
Coding region: 209-1384 (391 amino acids)
Source: RefSeq, a predicted model, not a curated record
AUACUUGUUUAUCAGUUAUAGAGGCCGUGUGUCAGCGCGUAAGUUAAGUAUAAAACGAGUACAGGCUGCUGAAUCGCGUCUACUCGCUUCCCGCAAGGUCAAGUGCGAGCGUCCAAGUCAUUGCUCCUCCUGUGCGCGCAUACCUACUUGCGCAGCGCACCCAGUGCUAUUACAAUCGGUGAUCGGUGUUCUUUACUCGCGUUGGAAGAUGCUUCGGAGACAACUUGUUUUGGCGUGCCUGUUCUGCUGGGCCGCGCACACAACGGCCAGCAGCGACGACCGGUUCAUCAAGAAAUACGCAAUGAUGAAGAUUUAUGAAAGUUGUUUUGGUCCUGAAGUAGUAAAACAAAUUCGACAAGAAAUGAAGGACGCAUAUGCAAAAUGUUCUGCACCGCCAUCUUUCGACGCGCAACCGAACUUGCAUCUCCCGCCGUCGGUGCUCUUGGGGAAACUGCCGCCCGGCUUUGCCAUGGACCCGAGCUCGCAAACCAUCACUAAGCCCACAGAUGGCGCUAUACACAACCAAGAAAAUGAUUUGCCAAAUCAAGACUCGCAUUCUCUUAAAGGGUCGCCUCUAGGAGGGGUCCUUGCAUUUAGACCACAUGGGUCGCAGUUUCCUCAGCAGCAGCCGGCGGUGCCCCCGUACAUGAUGCCCGGCAGUCCUCAGUUCAGACCGUUUAGCCCUGCGACACCUUUCUACCAAUUCCCUUACGGCGCGCCCGGUCUGUUCUACCCCCCGGGAAUGCCCUCGUAUAAUCCCUACGCAUACCAACAACAAUAUCCGCAAGGCUUUUAUCAGCAACCGGGUUACUUUGGAUCUAAUAGAAUGUCGCGAGAGUUGGAUAUACGCGACAGACUGGAUUUAAUCUCGCGCACCGGCGGAGCAGGCGCGGGGUCGAGCGGCGGUCGCGUGCGCAACAUCACCUGCGUCAUGCAGGAGCUGGGCUACAUCGACCACAACCUCGAGCCCAACUACGAGCAGAUCACGCAGCGCAUCGCCAACCUGCCCGUCUCUAGCGAGCUUAAGGGCGACAUUCAAGACGGCCUGCAGUUCUGCCAGAAGUUCUCGCAAUGCGUCCCAGACACUAAGCGAGACGUGGCGCCACUGUCCCAGGAGCUGAUCAAGCCCAUGUUCUUCUUCCGCUGCUACAAGCACAAGAAGUUGGAGGCGUGCAUCAUGAAGGAUAUUCGGGAACGUUUCACCAGCGAGGACGAGUUAGACACCGACACUGAUUUUAGGUCGCUGUCGCGCUCUGCACGCGCGGCGCGGGCUCGCGACGAGCCGCUGCCCGACCCACGCUUCGACGCCCUCGACGAGAUGGCAGUCUACCUCUACGACUAUCUCAGCGGAGGCAACGGAUUCGACUUUGAUCUCUACAUGUAAUACUGACAUACUGCUGCUGAUUCUCCAGUCUCGUGAUAACACUCUUUUAACCCUUGAUUCGACAUAAGGUAGUGAGUUCAAACCUCAUUCAUUACCUCUUAUUGUUGUAAUGUUUUUGGUUAGAAAAACAAGCAAUAUUAAGGUCAAAUUAGUAGAAAGAAAUAAGAAGAGAAAAUAAAUUUGUACGGUGUCGAAUUAAGGGUAAAAAAGUAAACGUGACGUGUGAUAUCGGUAUUGCUAACAAUAAAUGGGAUGAAUGAGAUAGGACGAACGUGCAUAAGGCAUUUUGUAUCCCUGGUUCGUAAACAUAUUCACGUGUCUCUUCUGCACUAUAUCUAAACGUAUAUAUGUAUCAUUUUUUUACUAUUACCUAUUACAUACGCUAAGCAACUAUCAUCGUUAUGGUUUUCAUCUAAUUAUCGGGGAGAUAUUUUUAUAUAUAAAAUUAUUUUAGAAGUCUUGACGCCUGUCCAUAGGUACUAAAAAUUCCCUAAAAUUAUGAUUGUAGGUCAAAAAUUGUGCUGUACCUAACUUAAAAACUUUAACUUAGAAAGAUUCAAGUUAUACGUGUACAUUUAUUUUGUAUUUGGUUUUAAGAUAAGUUAUAAUUACGAGUAUAAUAAUAAGUAAAUUAAUAAAAAUGUUUGAUGCUGGUUGUACUAGUUUACAGCGUUCCUUCAAGCUAGCUCUGUACCGACUUCCACCGUACAAAGUGUGGAAGUAUCAGUUGAUAAUAACGAAAUAUGUUCAUAGAAAUUUCACGUUUAUUGUGACAUUUCCACACACUUAAUCACUAAUAAUUUUGUGCUGAGUUAGCUUGAUUUAUAGCAAACGAGGUGGAAAAUCUAAUAAAAAUCGAUACCACGAUUAAUCCACUAUCAAUAACUCUUUGGAUUAUAGUAAACGUGCAGCAAACUAUUAAGUACCUAGUUCUCGUACACAGAGCUUCAGCUAAUUUAGCUUUGUGGAUGACAGUUUAGUCGUAGGUAUUUAGUUUAUUCGUUCUUAUAGGCCUUUUGAGAUUAUCGAGACAUUUAACUGCAUUUAUAGCCCUAAUUUAUUAAUUAAGCAAUAAAAUAAGAUGUGCCUUUAGAUUAAUUAAAAUAUUUUACGUUGUAGCCAAUAAAGUGCUAUUUAAUGUA